AUGGAGGCCAGAGGGGAGCACUUUCUUAGACAAAGGCAAGUCCUAUUUCUCUUUGUUUUUCUGGGUGGGUCUCUGGCUGGGUCUGAGUCAAGACGCUACUCUGUGGUUGAGGAAACAGAGAGGGGCUAUUUAAUAGCCAACUUAGCAAAGGAUCUAGGGCUAGGGGUAGGGGAACUGGCUGUGAGGGGAGCCCAAGUUGUGUCUAAAGGGAACAAACAGCAUUUUCAGCUCAACCAUCAGACCGGCGAUUUGCUCCUGCAUGAGAAAUUGGACCGGGAAGAGCUAUGCGGCCUCACAGAGCCAUGUAUACUGCAUUUUCAGAUAUUACUGCAAACCCCUUUGCAGUUUAUUACAAAUGAGCUUCAGGUCAUAGAUGUAAACGACCAUUCUCCGGUAUUCUUUGAAAAUGAAAUACAGCUGAAACUCUUAGAAAACACGCCACCAGGAACUAUAAUUCCUUUGGAAAAUGCUGAGGACUUGGAUGUGGGAAGAAACAGUCUCCAAAACUACACGAUCGCCCCUAAUUCCCAUUUCCACGUUAUCACACGCAGUCGUAGGGACGGAAGAAAGUACCCACAACUAGUGCUGGACAAAGUACUGGACCGUGAAGAGCAGCCAGAGCUCAUUUUGACCCUGACCGCGCUGGAUGGCGGCUCUCCGCCCCGGUCGGGGAUCGCCCAGAUCCACAUCCUGGUCUUAGACAUAAAUGACAACGCCCCAGAAUUUACACAGUCACUCUAUGAGGUUCAAAUUUUAGAGAACAGCCCCAUUAACUCUGUUAUUGUCACGGUCUCAGCUUCUGACUUAGAUACAGGAAAUUUUGGGACAGUAUCAUAUGCAUUUUUUCACGCUUCUGAAGAAAUUCGCAAAACUUUUCAGCUAAAUCCAAUUACUGGUGAUAUCCUGCUAGUCAAAUACUUGAAUUAUGAGGUUAUGAAUACUUAUGAAGUGGACAUAGAAGCCAAGGAUGGCGGAGGCCUUUCAGGAGAAACCACAGUGAUAGUUCAGGUGGUUGAUGUGAACGACAACCCACCAGAACUGACCUUGUCUUCAAUUACCAGCCCUAUCCCUGAGAACUCGCCGGAGACUGUGGUGGCUGUUUUCAGUGUGUCUGAUCUAGACUCUGGAGACAAUGGGAGAAUUAUGUGUUCCAUCGAGAACAAUCUCCCCUUCAUCCUCAAACCAUCAAUAGAGAAUUUUUACACCCUCGUGACAAACACAGCUCUGGACAGAGAGAGCCAGGCCGAGUACAACAUCACCAUCACCGUCACCGACCUGGGGACCCCCAGGCUGAAAACCCAGCACAACAUAACGGUGACGGUGUCCGACGUCAACGACAACGCCCCGGCCUUCAGCCAAGCCGCCUACACCCUGCGGGUGCGCGAGAACAACAGCCCCGCCCUGCACAUCGGCAGCGUGAGCGCCACGGACAGAGACUCGGGCGCCAACGCGCAGGUCACCUACUCGCUGCUGCCGCCCCAGGACCCGCAGCUGCCGCUGGCCUCGCUGGUGUCCAUCAACGCGGACACCGGGCAGCUGUUCGCGCUCAGGUCGCUGGAUUUCGAGGCGCUGCGGGCGUUCGAGUUCCGCGUGGGCGCGGCCGACCGCGGCUCGCCGGCGCUCAGCAGCCAGGCGCUGGUGCGCGUGCUGGUGGUGGACGACAACGACAACGCGCCCUUCGUGCUGUACCCGCUGCAGAACGGCUCGGCGCCCUGCACCGAGCUGGUGCCCAGGGCGGCCGAGGCGGGCUACCUGGUGACCAAGGUGGUGGCGGUGGACGGCGACUCGGGCCAGAACGCCUGGCUGUCGUACCAGCUGCUCAAGGCCACGGAGCCCGGGCUGUUCGGCGUGUGGGCGCACAGCGGCGAGGUGCGCACGGCCAGGCUGCUGAGCGAGCGCGACGCCGUCAAGCACAGGCUGGUGGUGCUGGUCAAGGACAAUGGCGAGCCGCCGCUGUCGGCCAGCGUCACGCUGCACGUGCUGCUGGUGGACGGCUUCUCGCAGCCCUACCUGCCGCUCCCGGACGCGGCGGCGGCCGAGGCCCGCGCCGACCCGCUCACCGUCUACCUGGUGGUGGCCUUGGCGUCGGUGUCGUCGCUCUUCCUGUUCUCGGUGCUGGUGUUCGUGGCGGUGCGGCUGUGCAGGAGGAGCCGGGCCGCGUCGGAGGGCGGCUGCUCGGUGGCCGAGGGCCCGUUUCCGGGCCACCUGGUGGACGUCAGCGGCGCGGGGACCCUGUCCCACAGCUACCAGUACGAGGUGUGUCUGACAGAAGGAUCUGGGACCAAUGAGUUCAAGUUCCUCAAGCCAGUUUUUCCCAAUGGCCUGGUUCAAGACACUGAGACUAAAGCAAAGCUCCAAUUUUAA
Odobenus rosmarus divergens (Pacific walrus) is the source of this 2364-nucleotide messenger RNA. Its product is annotated as protocadherin beta 3. The transcript has a single exon. Gene Ontology annotation, biological process: homophilic cell-cell adhesion. Gene Ontology annotation, cellular component: plasma membrane. The record is from RefSeq and is a predicted model, not a curated record. NCBI's taxonomy places the organism in Eukaryota, Metazoa, Chordata, Mammalia, Carnivora, Odobenidae. Gene Ontology annotation, molecular function: calcium ion binding. The coding region runs from base 1 to 2364 and encodes 787 amino acids.